This is a messenger RNA of Mytilus trossulus (common blue mussel), 2204 nucleotides long. RefSeq lists its product as uncharacterized. The transcript is spliced from 10 exons. The coding region runs from base 26 to 2092 and encodes 688 amino acids. The record is from RefSeq and is a predicted model, not a curated record. NCBI's taxonomy places the organism in Eukaryota, Metazoa, Mollusca, Bivalvia, Mytilida, Mytilidae.
AAAACACACAACGGACAUUAACAUCAUGAGGUUUUUCAUGUGUAUUUUAUUGUUUUCUGUAGAAAUGUUUCGUCUUGAUGGAAAGUAUGUAAAGAUACAGUUGACAAAUACAGUUAUUUAUCAUCAAGAACCUCUCAUUAUCCAGUGUUUACCAAAUGAACUAACGAAUGAGGAUGUCAUUUACAGUUAUCUGUUAAGUAAACAAGUAGGAGAUUUGACCUCUGACAUAUUGCAAAUAUCAGCCGACAGGUCGAAUCCUCCUACAUUUCAAAAGAUUACUUGGUACGAAUCUAGUCUGCAGGGCCGCGGCAACACGACUGGUACACAACUUGUGCCAUCAGCUAACUCAACAUUGAUGUUAACAGUGAAAGCAACAGAAGUUUCAUGUAAAGACAGUGCCAAAUUUAUAUGUAAAGUUGUAAUUUCUGGUGGACGAUCAGCUCAGGAUUCUGCUCAACUGAAUGUUGUAGUCUCUGCAUCCAAAAUAAGCUUGGAGGACGUAACCGUUCCUCAUAAAUCUAUAUACGACCAUGGCGAUACUGUCGAAUUAGCUUGUCAUGCAACAUUUACAGCACCGGCGUGUCUUCGAUGGUGUAUAAAGAAGCAAACUGAUGAAGACUUUUCUGAACAUGUGAAUACUAUUAACACGACUGGCAUGUCGUAUGACGGUUGCCAAUACUACAGAGAAUCUACAUUAGAAUACAAUGUGACAAAGGACGACACGAAAACAAUAAUUGCAUGUGAUUUAGCAACUACAGCUCAUUGUAGUAAUUUAUAUCCUAAAGAAAGCUCAAUUAUCAUAGGGAAUGAAAUCGUAGACUUGGUAGACAUCCAAGUUCCUCAACAUCUUUUGUAUAAAAAGCAAAGUUUAUCAAUAUCUUGCAUAUCAAAGCCACUUCUCAUGAGAGAUAUAAUAUCAGGCGUGUCAUUGUAUAAGGUAGCCGGUAAAAGUUUGACUUUGAUACUUGAGGCUCGACAUGAUAAUAUUUUACAAAGAUCAAUAACCAAGUGGUAUGAUCCGGAUCUUCAAUAUAGGGCUAAUCUGGUGACAUCUAUUAUUAAUCCAAAGACAAAUGCCACACUAAAGAUAGAGAUUCCGUCUUAUAAUGUUAAAUGCAGGGAUGCAUCAACGUAUCGUUGUGAACUAGUACUUUUUGGAAACAAGUUUAGUGUUAGUCAACGUUCGCUGAGUAUAAUGUCAAGUGCACAGUAUAUAGAAACAAAAAUAAGUACACCCGUUGCGCUCAACAAGGAUGAUAUUAAAAUAGAUUGUUUGACCUGGAAUUUUGAAACAAAUGACACUAUUGCAGAAAUAGUUCUUUCGAAAUUAGGAAGCAAUGGCUUAUCAAGAAUUAUUGCAGCGGAACUUAGUUUUUCGGAGGGCACGAAACUGAAGUGGUAUGACAUGAACUACAAAUCGCGAGCAGUGGUUUUAUCAGCAAGUGUUUACCCAGCUUCGAGCGCAAAUAUUAGUCUUCAAAUACCGAAACUUAAUGUUAGAUGUUCCGAUGCAGGAUCGUAUGUAUGCGAAGUGAUUUCUAUUGGCGAUAAAAACGGGAAAAGUACUUUGAGUCUUAAUAUAACAGUUCCAAGUUCUGAAAAUUUCACUGUGGAAGAAAUUACUAGCACAUCAUCAAUUAACACUUACACAAUAGGGAAAACUAUCGUAUUAAAAUGUGGUGGUAAAGUUGGUAAUCCUCCUGGUUUACCGAUAUGGUGUUGGAAGACGUCGCAUGACAUUAACUACAUGGAAUAUAUUGGCAAUGAUAGUUUAAUGAUAUCAGUAACGGAUCCUAAGCCUUUUGAGUGUCAGUUUGAAAGAUUUUCGGUUUUACAGUAUAAUGUGUCGGUUGACGACAAACAUACAGAACUAGGUUGUGUAAUGUCAAGCGAGGGCUGUGCCACAUUGAAACCAACAACAGCGUUUGUCAUAAACGGCUUAAAUCCAGAAAUUGACAAACCAACAGGAACAAACGGAUGGAAAACAAGUACAACUGUCCUUGUGGUUAUUUUGAUCAUUGCUACGCUUAUACUAAUCAGUUUCGGUGUUUGGAAAAGGCGUCAGAUGAAAAAGAACGAGUCUGAUGUUUAAGCACACCUCAUCAUCUUAAAACUAUACUUCUGUUAAUAUGAAUAUAUAUAUGACUCAAUUCUUAACAUCAAAAUGAACAUAACAUGUGCUCUACAUAAUAUCUUUGAUUAUA